Molecule: messenger RNA, 2583 nt
Organism: Penicillium angulare
Lineage: Eukaryota; Fungi; Ascomycota; Eurotiomycetes; Eurotiales; Aspergillaceae
Product: threonine/serine exporter family protein
Exons: 1
Coding region: 1-2583 (860 amino acids)
Biological process (GO): transmembrane transport
Molecular function (GO): transmembrane transporter activity
Source: RefSeq, a predicted model, not a curated record
AUGUCCCACUCAACUCCAUUUCCUCACCCAAGCCCGAACGAAGAAUAUACCGAAUACCCAUUUCCCUCUACAACUCCAAGCAGCCGUCAAAGUCUUGAACGGGAACCUACAGCAGAUGGCGACCAAUAUGUGGCUGACCUGCAGCCAUCCCUGCCGCCGUCACCGGUCACACCACCCGAGCUCGCCACGCAGGAACUGGAACCUCAAAUAGAACCUCGCAUUCGAUCGCCUCGUGUUCGCUUCCGCUCAAUCAGCAAGCUAGGCGAACGAUACCUACAUCCUUCCGACUCCCAUCGAGUAUUCUCAGAUCAAUCCGAUACCUCAAAUCAUCCUCUGCUCCCGCCGGCAGAGCUGAGCAACGUCCCUCUCACCGGAACCGUCACCCCGCCAGCCCCCGCACAUUCCCGCCACGGCAGCCGCGCGUACGAUGGACCGCAGACAGAACUGUCAGAGAAGACAGAGCCAGGGUCUGUUGAACGAACGACUUCUGCUCGUGAGCGAUUCCGUGCUGCUGGUCAGCUGCUCCGACAGAAGACUACGCGAUUGACAGAACGUCUUGGUCGCCCUGUGGACGAAGGCGAAGCUCUGAACGCUUCACUCCUUCCCGACGACUAUGACGGUCAUAUUCCACUGGAUCAAUUACAGGCUCGACGCGCACAAAGCGAUGCUGAUAACUUACGAGCAUUGGAGGCUGGUGAGGAGCCCAUUGAGGCUGCGCCUAGUGCAGAGGCUCAUCGUCUGGUUCGCAGCAUGACAAUGGUCCAGGACCGUCUCAAGCGCAAGCCUCGGGGUGCAUAUCAGCGAUCAGGACAAACAACACCGGAGGGUUUGCUACGAGACUACACUGCUGCUGCUCGUCGCCGAUCCAGUGGAUUCGGCGGUGGAAGCAGUGGAAUUCUCUCACAGCUCCUGAGGCUGCAAGCUGUCCAGACUGGGGGCUCGUCGCGCCCGGAGAGUGUCAUCACGGAUGACUCGGAUAGCGAGACUCAAGUCUCAUCUGGCGCGACGACACCGAAGAAGGGCUCAUUGUCUCCAUACUAUGCGCCUUCGCAGCCUACCUCUGGAAGCGCCACCCCUCGCAAGGAAAAGCUGAAGUGGUACAAGAAGCCCGCCCACCGGUCUACUUCGUCAUUGGUCGGUGCCUCAAUGAACUUUAGUACCACAAGCUUGCCGGCCGCCAUUGAAGCGAUGCCACCAGGCAAGAGACCCAAGAAGAGCAAGCGUAAGACUCGUCUUGAAGAUGAGAUUCGCGUGACUGUGCACAUUGCCGAGAUCAUUUCGCGUCAGCGUUAUAUCAUGCAGUUGUGUCGUGCCCUUAUGCGCUACGGUGCUCCUACCCAUCGCUUGGAAGAAUACAUGCAGAUGACUGCGCGUGUACUGGAAGUCUCUGGCCAGUUCUUGUACCUGCCUGGUUGUAUGAUUAUGUCGUUUGACGACCCAGCCACCCGUACUGCUGAAGUCAAGCUUGUGAGAAUGGUGCAAGGUGUCGAUCUUGGAAGACUUGCUGAUACACACAAUGUGUAUAAGAAUGUCGUUCACGAUCUGAUCGGUGUCGAGGAGGCAAGUCACGAACUAGAUGAGAUCAUGCAGCGCAAGCCCCGAUACAACAAGUGGCUUGUGGUGCUAUUGUAUGGUCUCGCUAGUGCCACGGUCGGCCCGUUCGCCUUUGAGGCACGACCAAUCGAUCUGCCUGUUAUCUUCUGUCUCGGCUGUCUAGUCGGUUUCAUGCAACAUGUCCUUGCUCCUCGAUCAGUACUUUACUCCAACGUCUUUGAAGUCACCGCCGCUAUCCUGACUUCCUUCCUUGCGCGUGCGCUUGGUAGUAUUGAAUAUGGAGGUGGACGUUUAUUCUGCUUCUCAGCACUUGCACAGUCAUCUAUCGCUCUCAUUCUUCCUGGUUUCACCGUCCUCUGCAGCAGUCUGGAACUGCAAUCUCACCAAAUCAUCGCUGGCUCGGUUCGAAUGGUGUACGCCGUCAUCUAUUCACUUUUCCUAGGCUACGGUAUCACCGUCGGCCUGACUAUCUACGGUCUUAUGGACCACAAUGCAUCCUCCGAAACGACAUGUCCCAACCUCGACGUCUACGGAUCCACAAUCGCACGCAAAUUUCCAUUCGUGGCGAUCUACGCCGUAUUCCUUGCCCUCGUUAACCAAGCCAAAUGGAAACAAAUGCCAGUCAUGGUUUUCAUCGCCACAGUCGGCUACAUCACGAACUAUUUCAGUUCACUCAGAUUCGGCUCUUCAUCCGAAGUUGCCAACACCGUUGGCGCCUUCACCGUCGGUAUCCUGGGUAACCUGUACAGUCGACUUUGGCACGGUCAUGCCGCCACUGCCAUUCUGCCUGGUAUAUUCGUGCUCGUGCCUUCCGGCCUUGCAUCCAGUGGCUCCUUGCUAUCUGGCCUGACCUAUGCCAACGAGGUCCUCCGCCACGACACUUCAUCGACCAGUUCUUCCGAUACAUCCGUCUCCAGUCUUGGUUACGGUAUGAUCCAGGUUGCUAUCGGCAUUACUGUUGGAUUAUUCAUGUCAGCUCUUAUUGUUUAUCCUUUCGGCAAGAAGCGGACUGGUUUGUUCAGCUUCUAG